GCUAAAACGAAGUCCUUGACAGCUCCAAUUAGGGAGUGUCUUCCAGAAAUGGCUAAGCUCUACUUCCUCUUUGCAAUAUUACUGCAUGGUGCUCUUCUUCUUGUUGUUCAUGUUCAUGGCCAGGACCAACAAGGUUUUAUCAGCGUUGAUUGUGGUGCUUCAGAAGACCAUACAGACAACAUAACAGGUAUCAAAUACACUACAGACGAUAACUACAUAGACAGUGGUGUUAGCAAGACUAUAUUACGGGAAUUCAAUACCAGAUUCCUUGACAAGAAGUACUCGAAUGUCCGAAGCUUCCCUGAGGAAACCAGAAACUGUUACACCCUUAGACCAACUGCAGGAAAGAACCAUAGUUAUUUGAUCCGAGCAAGUUUCAUGUAUGGAAACUACGAUGACAAAAGCCAAUUCCCGGAAUUUGACUUGUAUCUGGGAGUUAACAAGUGGAAUACAGUGAAACUGAUGGAUGCAUCCAAUAUCACCACCUUUGAAAUCAUUCAUGUUCCACAAUCAGACUACAUACAUGUUUGUCUGGUGAAUACAGGGUCUGGUGUUCCUUUCAUAUCUGUAUUAGAGUUGAGGCAGCUCAACAAUAAUUCUUAUAUUACCCAAACUGGAUCUUUGGAACUCUUUGCGAGAUCAGACUGCGGCUUGUCGCCUAAUGAAAUAGUAAGGUACCAAGAUGACACUUUGGACCGUAUAUGGUCACCCUUGAACUUUGAAGCUUGGGAUGUAAUAAAUACCUCAUCAUCUGUUGUCCCUAAUAAUUUCCUACCACCGCCGACUGUGAUGAGCACUGCAAUCACACCAAAUAAUGUAGACAAUACCGGCGUGGGAAUCAGCUGGAGGAGUGAGGGUAACGUCUCAAAGGAUUUUUACCUCUACUUGCAUUUUGCUGAGAUUGUUGAAUUUGAUGAGCUCCAAGACAAUCAAACCAGAGAAGUCAACAUAUUUAUAAAUAACGAACUAUGGUAUGGACCAUUUUCUCCUAAUUACUUGAGAGCAAUUACGAUAUACAGCAUAACACCGGCGACUGGAUCAUACUUUGAGAUUUGGAUAAACAGAACCACAAAUUCAACCCUGCUGCCUAUACUGAAUGCCAUUGAGAUUUAUACUGUGAAACAGCUUCCAAACCCACAAACAGACCAAAAUGAUGUUGAUGCUAUAAUGAAUAUUAAGUCCUUCUACGGACUGAAGCUCAAAAACUGGCAAGGAGAUCCCUGUGCCCCGGAUACAUACGUGUGGAAUGGUCUCAAUUGCAGCUACGAUGGUUUUAGUCCACCUAGAAUUGUAUCUCUGAACUUAUCAUCAAGUGGAUUGACUGCAAAAAUAGCUCCUUACAUAUCCAACCUCACGAUGAUACAGACAUUGGAUUUGUCAAACAAUAAUUUAACCGGGACAGUUCCUGAUUAUCUAUCUCAGCUUCCAUUCUUGAAGACUCUAAACCUGCAAGGGAACAACUUGUCUGGGACACUUCCAGUAGGACUCUAUGAAAAAUCAAAGAAUCAAUCAAUCUUGUUGAGUGUGGAAGAAAAUCCAAACCUUUGUUUGACGGAUCCAUGUCAGGAGAAGAAGCAGAAGAAGAAGAACAACGAUGACUUUGUUGUUCCAGUUGUAGCCUCCGUUGGUGGAUUUAUGGGCCUCCUACUAGCUGCACUGGCUAUCUACUGGGGCCUUAAAAGGAAGAAACAAGCUGCUGGAGGUACAACUGCAACGAAGGUGAAUGCUGAGUUCAGUGAUAAAAAAGAUGAGGAAUUAGAAAUGGUAAAGAAACAGCAAUUCACGUACUCAGAAAUACUGAGCGUUACUAACAACUUUGACCGUGCGGUUGGGAAAGGAGGAUUUGGGACAGUUUACUAUGGCCACUUAAAUGAAAAUGAAGUUGCCAUUAAGAUGCUCUCCCAUUCAUCGGCUCAAGGGUUCAAGGAAUUCCAUGCAGAGGCCAAACUUCUUACAAGAGUUCACCAUAGAAACUUAACUACUCUUGUUGGUUAUUGCAUGGAAGGCCCUAACAUGGGGCUCAUUUAUGAAUACAUGUCUAAUGGAGACUUAGCAUGGCAUCUGUCAGAUAGAAAUCCCCAUACCCUGAAUUGGGAAGAGAGACUCAAAGUAGCAAUAGAUGCAGCUCAAGGACUGGAAUAUUUGCACAAUGGCUGUAAACCACCCAUGAUCCACAGAGAUGUGAAAUCCACAAACAUAUUGUUGAAUGAAAAGUUGCAGGCCAAAUUGGCUGAUUUUGGGCUGUCCAGAGCUUUUCCAGCUGAAGGUGACUCUCAUGCGUUCACAGCGGUGGUUGGCACACCAGGCUAUCUUGACCCUGAGUACUAUGUGUCAAACAGGCUGACUGAGAAAAGUGAUGUAUUUAGCUUUGGGGUAGUUUUGUUGGAGAUAAUCACUGGUAGACAAGCAAUCGGCAAGAACAGCGACCAGAAUGGUCAUGUGGUUGAAUGGGUUAACUCGAUUCUAUCCAAAGGGGACAUACAGAAUGUUGCUGAUCCAAGAUUACAGCAAGAGUAUGACAAAAAUUCUGUUUGGAAAUUGUUAGAAUUGGCAAUGGCUUGUACAUCUAUCAAUUUGACCAAAAGGCCGACCAUGAGUCAAGUAGUAACGGAAAUAAAGCAAUGCUUGGCAAUGGAAAUGGAUAAGAGUUUCAACAACGAUGUGUCUGAAAUAAUUGAGUUACCUGAAAUUAUUUUGAACACAGAGCAGGAGGGUCCCAAAUCCAGGUAGUACAAAUUUGAGUGUGUUUGAGGAGCUUUUUUCUGCUUCAAAUUGAUGAUUUAAAAAGCUCUUUUUGGGUUUGUGCUCUUUCCUAAUUAAAGAAAGCUUUUGUUUUUAAUCUACAUUCUGAUUUUUCUGCACAUGCUGUGCUCAUUGUACAAAAUUUGAUGUAGUUUUGCACAAUGCCAUACCAGAGA
Messenger RNA from Ziziphus jujuba (common jujube), 2918 nucleotides. RefSeq names its product putative leucine-rich repeat receptor-like serine/threonine-protein kinase At2g19230. Gene Ontology annotation, biological process: protein phosphorylation. Bases 49 to 2730 code for a protein of 893 amino acids. The record is from RefSeq and is a predicted model, not a curated record. Gene Ontology annotation, molecular function: protein binding; ATP binding; protein kinase activity. The transcript has 13 exons. NCBI's taxonomy places the organism in Eukaryota, Viridiplantae, Streptophyta, Magnoliopsida, Rosales, Rhamnaceae.